CUUUCCUGAUCCAGUUCCCGUUAUUUCCCCCAUAUUUCUCUUUCUCUCUCAGACGACCGGUUGAACGUUGAGCGGAACGCUUCUCUCGAGCUUUGGACGUUAAAGAAUACACAGAAAAUCACAAUGGCCGGCAGAGGAACAGUGAAACCACACAGUGGAUUCGAUGCUAAUCAAGAUGCUGAGGUGCUCUACAAAGCAAUGAAGGGCCUGGGCACUGAUGAGGACGCCAUCCUACAGCUGUUGACCGCUCGCAGCAACGGCCAACGCCAGCAAAUCAAAGCUGCCUACAAGACGCUCUACGGCAAGGAUCUGGUGGAUGAUCUGAAAGGUGAGCUGGGUGGAAAGUUUGAGAUGCUCAUUGUGGGACUGAUGACUCCACCCAUCUUAUAUGAUGUCACAUCACUUAGGAACGCCAUUAAGGGGGCGGGGACUGAUGAAAAGGUGCUGAUUGAGAUACUGGCAUCGAGAACAGCCAAUGAAGUUAAAGAGAUCAUCAGUGCAUACAAACAGGAGUAUGACAAUGAUUUGGAGGAGGAUGUGACCGGUGACACAGGAGGUCAUUUUAAGAGAAUGCUGGUUAUUUUACUGCAGGCCAGCAGGCAGCAAGGUAUCCAGGAAGGCAACGUUCAGAGUGACGCACAGGCCUUGUUUGCUGCAGGUGAACAGAAGUUUGGGACAGAUGAGGAUCAGUUCAUCACUAUUCUGGGCAACCGCAGUGCUGCUCAUCUCAGGAGAGUGUUUGCAGAGUACAUGAAACUGUCUGGAUAUGAGAUCGAGGAGAGCAUACAAAGAGAAACAUCUGGAAAUCUGCGAGAUGUGCUCCUGGCUGUGGUGAAAUGUGCCCGUGGCGUUCCUGCCUACUUUGCUGAGAGUCUGUACUAUGCCAUGAAGGGAGCAGGCACUGAUGACCAAACUCUGAUCAGGAUCAUGGUUUCCCGCAGUGAGGUUGACAUGCUUGAUAUAAGAGCAGAGUUUAGGAGAAUGUUCCCCACUUCUCUGCACAACAUGAUCAAGAAUGAUACCUCAGGUGACUAUCGUAAAGCUCUGCUCCUUCUAUGUGGUGGAGACGAUGCAUAAAUCUUAAUGCUACCCCCCAGUGAUACCACUCUCAGCAGUCAGCAAUAAUGGAACAAUAGAUGGACAUAUCCACCCAUUCAACAUUGCAAUAAUCUACACAGAGUCUCAAAGUCCUAAAUCAUGAUAUGCCAUAUCAGUGGACACUGUGGUGCUCCUCUAAACUAAUCUAUUUUAAACCAGGCAGAUAUUACAAUCUGUAUUAAAACACAAGGUUUGGGAUUUGGAUCAACUAAUGGAGAUAAUAUUUAGUGAGUGCUCCAUUUUGCCCCCUCCCAAAACAACAACA
This is a messenger RNA of Chanos chanos (milkfish), 1363 nucleotides long. It is a transcript of the gene anxa5b, whose product is annotated as annexin A5b. The coding region runs from base 124 to 1077 and encodes 317 amino acids. Gene Ontology annotation, cellular component: nucleus; cytoplasm; plasma membrane. NCBI's taxonomy places the organism in Eukaryota, Metazoa, Chordata, Actinopteri, Gonorynchiformes, Chanidae. Gene Ontology annotation, biological process: negative regulation of coagulation. The record is from RefSeq and is a predicted model, not a curated record. Gene Ontology annotation, molecular function: calcium ion binding; phosphatidylserine binding; calcium-dependent phospholipid binding. The transcript has 13 exons.